CAAUUCGCCGGUACGACGCACCAAAACUGCGCUUGUCCGCCUGUCCUCCCCCCUUCCCGGCCCCAGCUCCUCUCGAAGACGACAGAAGAGUUCCUGUCCAGGUAGACAAGCAAACUUUCUGUUCCAACAAACAUCCCGGGAAAGCAACGCCUCUUGCGCCCGCGCCCGCGCCCGCACUCGCAUACCACCCACGCGCCCGUACGCUAGCAGAAUCCCAAUACCGUAGCCAUGGUUCACAACGAGAAGCAUGACCAGGAGGUCAACGAGAGUUUGGCGGAUGAGAAGCCCAUAGACUCGCAGCUCGAGCAGGCCCAGAUGCUCGCCGACCUGCCCGACCCAGACGCCGGCAAGACGCUGGAGGAGCGUGCCGCCAUCGACAAGAAGCUCAUGUGGAAGGUUGACCUCUGGCUUGUCCCUUGGCUUUCUCUUCUUUACCUCCUCUCGUUCCUCGACCGGACCAACAUCGGCAAUGCCCGUCUCGCCGGCAUGGAGGCCGACCUCCACAUGGAGGGCUCCGACUACAACCUGUCCCUCACCAUCUUCUUCAUCAGCUACGCCGUCUUCGAGCCCGCGACCAACGCCCUCCUCAAGCGCCUGACGCCCCGCAUCUUCUUUACCGGCAUCAUCGUCUGCUGGGGCAUCAUCAUGACCCUCAUGGGCCUGUGCUCCAACUUCUCCGGUCUGCUCGCCGCUCGUUGGUUCCUCGGCAUUGCCGAGGCCGGACUCUUCCCUGGUGUCAACUACUACCUCUCCUGCUGGUACAAGGGCUCCGAGAUCGGUGUCCGCUCCGCCGUCUUCUUCUCCGCCGCCGCCCUGGCCGGCUCGUUCGGCGGUCUGCUGGCCGCCGCCAUCGCCAAGAUGGACACCGUCGGCGGCAGGCCCGGCUGGGCUUGGAUCUUCAUCAUCGAGGGCCUGGCCACCGUCUUCGUCGGCGUCUUCUGCUGGUGGAUGGUCUUCGACUGGCCCGAGAACGCCCGCUUCCUCACCGAGGACGAGCGCAUCCGCGUGCAGCGCCGCCUCAUCGCCGACAAGCAGGGCCGCACCGCCGAGGACUUUGACAAGCGCCACAUCUACGCCGCCCUCAAGGACUGGAAGACGUACGGAUACAUGGUCAUCUACAUGGGCUGCCUCGUCCCCCUGUACGCCUUCUCCCUCUUUCUGCCCACCAUCCUGGGCGCCAUGGGCCACAAGGGCACCAAGGCCCAGCUGCUCUCCGUCCCGCCCUACGCCGUCGCCGCCGCCCUCACCGUCACCGUCGGCGUCGUUGCCGACCGCACCCGGUGGCGCGGGUACUGCAACGUCGCCACCGUCACCAUCGGGAUCGUGGGCUUCGUCCUGCUCCUCGCGUCCAGCGACCCGCAGAUCCAGUACGCCGGCACCUUCCUCGGCGCCGCCGGCAUCUACCCGACCAUCUCCAACACCCUCUCCUGGGUCAUCAACAACACCGAGGGCUCCCUCAAGCGCGCCUUCGUGCUCGGCAUGGUCGUCGGCUGGGGCAACCUCAACGGCGUCGUCUCCUCCAACAUCUACCUCAAGCGCCAGGCCCCCCGGUACUUCACCGGCCACGCCGUUGUCUUGGGCUACCAGGCCCUCUUCCUGCUCGGCGGCUCCAUCUUCAUGCACGUCGCCCUCCGGAUCGCCAACAGGAACCGCAGGGCCGGCAAGAUGGAUGCAAAGUGGGCUGCCAUGACGGACGAGCAGAGGUGGGUUGCCGGCGACGAGCGCCCCGAUUUCAUGUAUACUCUCUAAACGGACCGAUGGAAGUUUUCAAGGCGUAAAACUUGCGGCGAAGGAAGGGAGGGGGUCCUCGGGAAUCUGUUCCAAGGCUGAACACGCAUGUCUGGAUCACAUGGCGCUCUUACAGCGCUGCUUCUGUACAUUGUUUGCCUUUGCGAUGUCAAUGAUACCAUUUGUCAUCUUUUUUUUGCCAAUUGUUACAUAACACUUCGUCCC
Messenger RNA from Colletotrichum navitas, 1953 nucleotides. RefSeq names its product major facilitator superfamily transporter. Bases 229 to 1749 code for a protein of 506 amino acids. Gene Ontology annotation, molecular function: transmembrane transporter activity. Gene Ontology annotation, cellular component: membrane. Gene Ontology annotation, biological process: transmembrane transport. The transcript is spliced from 4 exons. The record is from RefSeq and is a predicted model, not a curated record. Lineage: Eukaryota; Fungi; Ascomycota; Sordariomycetes; Glomerellales; Glomerellaceae.